AUGCAACUCUCCGUUCUCGCCCUUCUCCUUCUCGCUGUUCCGUUCGCCGUCUUCGCCGCCUCGUCGCCAUACUCUGACGAUGAAGCUGGUAAGAUUCUGAAACCGUUUAGACGGAGAGAAAUAGGUUUCAGAGCUUCUGAACAACAACGAACGGUUCGCCCGCGAUCUGGAGCUCCGCAAGAAGUUCGCGUUCGCAUUCGCGAAGAGAAGCGCCACCGGAGACGACGUUCUCAUCGAGGCUCGAAGCGGAUCUCAACCCUUGGCUCAUGACGCUGGAAUGCGCUUCGCGUUCGCAAAGAGACGUGCUCCGAAAGGUACCCAAAAGUAUUCUUCCGACUUUCCUUAAACUUUCGAUCAAUUUGCAGAGUUCGCUCGAUUCGCUCGCGCAAGCUUUGCGUAA
Molecule: messenger RNA, 400 nt
Organism: Caenorhabditis sp. 36 PRJEB53466
Lineage: Eukaryota; Metazoa; Nematoda; Chromadorea; Rhabditida; Rhabditidae
Source: the annotation of a GenBank genome assembly